AUGAAUGUAUCAAACGUUGAUGUAUUUGAUGAAUUUGUCAAUGUCAUACUACAUCACAAAGUUGCAUACUUUAUCUCAUAUAUUUCUCGAGUCAACAAGAACAAGUUUCCACUUCCCAACAAUGACAUCUCGUUUGUUUUUUUAAUCGGUCUCCUCAUGGGGAGUUGUUCACUUGCUAUGGCUUCAGAUUCAAAUCCUCUCCAAGACUUUUGUGUAGCUGUACCAAAACGUAGAGUAUUCGUGAAUGGUGAGGUAUGCAAAGAUCCAAAGCUUGUGCGAGCGGACGAUUUCUUUUUUAGUGGGCUCCACCUUAUGAGAGAUACAUCAAAUGCGGUUGGCUCUAAUGUGACUACUGUGACUGUAGCAGAGUUACCGAGACUUAACACUUUUGGUAUUUCAAUGGCUCGUAUUGACUUUGCUCCAUCGGAUAUUAACCCUCCACACACACACACACCCCCUAGGGCCACUAAAAUCUUGACGGUCCUAGAAGGCAAUAUUAAAGUUGGUUUUGUUACAUCUAACCCUGAAAACCGUCUCAUCACUAAAGACCUUCAGAAGGGGGAUGUUUUUGUCUUCCCACAAGGUCUAGUUCACUUCCAAAGGAACAUUGGAAACAUUUAUGCUCUUGUUAUUGCCGCUUUGAGUAGCCAUAAUCUAGGUGCCAUUACCAUUGUAAAUGCAGUGUUUGAUUCUAACCCAGAUAUCAGUAAAGAUCUUCUUGUAAAGGCCUUCCAAAUGUACAAGAACGUUGUUUAG
Messenger RNA from Cynara cardunculus var. scolymus (artichoke), 756 nucleotides. RefSeq names its product putative germin-like protein 2-1. The transcript has 3 exons. The record is from RefSeq and is a predicted model, not a curated record. The coding region runs from base 1 to 756 and encodes 251 amino acids. Lineage: Eukaryota; Viridiplantae; Streptophyta; Magnoliopsida; Asterales; Asteraceae. Gene Ontology annotation, molecular function: manganese ion binding. Gene Ontology annotation, cellular component: cell wall.